GGCGGGCGGCGCGAGGGCGCGCGCACGCGUUGCCAUGGGACGCGGGCGGCGGGGGAGGGGGGUUACGUGGUGACGUUAAUUCUAUAUGAGCGCGAGCGGCGGGAGCGCGGGUCCUUUCACCGCCGGCCGCGCGGCGCCUCCGCCUCGCUGCUCCUGAGUCACCGCCGCCCGCGGGCCGCGCAGUGUUUGAAAUCUAGCAGAAUGGCAGACAUAGACAACAAAGAACAGUCUGAACUUGAUCAGCAGGAUAUGGAAGAUGUUGAAGAAGUAGAAGAAGAAGAAACUGGUGAAGAUGCCAACAGCAAAGCUCGGCAGUUGACUGUGCAGAUGAUGCAAAAUCCUCAGAUUCUUGCAGCCCUUCAGGAAAGACUUGAUGGUCUGGUAGGAUCAUCUGCAGGAUAUGUAGAAAGCUUGCCUAAAGUUGUUAAAAGACGUGUGAAUGCUCUCAAGAACCUUCAAGUUCAGUGUGCACAGAUAGAAGCAAAGUUCUAUGAGGAAGUUCAUGAGCUGGAAAGAAAGUAUGCUGCUCUCUAUCAGCCCUUAUUUGACAAGCGAAGUGAAAUCAUCAAUGCCAUUUAUGAACCUACAGAAGAAGAAUGUGAAUGGAAAGCAGAUGCUGAUGAAGAAAUUUCAGAGGAAAUGAAAGAGAAAGCUAAGCUUGAAGAAGAAAAAAAAGAUGAAGAAAAAGAAGACCCUAAAGGAAUCCCUGAGUUUUGGCUGACAGUAUUCAAGAAUGUGGACUUGCUCAGUGAUUUGGUUCAGGAACAUGAUGAACCUAUCCUGAAAUACUUAAAAGAUAUAAAAGUGAAAUUUUCAGAAGUUGGACAGCCUAUGAGUUUUACGUUAGAAUUUCAUUUUGAACCAAAUGACUACUUCACAAAUGAAGUGUUGACAAAGACGUAUAGAAUGAGGUCAGAGCCAGAUGAUUCUGAUCCCUUUUCCUUCGAUGGACCAGAAAUCAUGGGUUGUACAGGUUGCCAAAUAGACUGGAAAAAAGGAAAGAAUGUUACUCUGAAAACCAUUAAGAAGAAGCAAAAACAUAAGGGCCGUGGAACAGUCAGGACAGUGACAAAAACUGUUUCCAAUGACUCUUUCUUCAACUUCUUUAGUCCUCCUGAAGUUCCUGAAAGUGGAGAACUGGAUGAUGAUUCCGAGGCAAUCCUUGCUGCAGACUUUGAAAUAGGCCAUUUCUUGCGUGAACGUAUAGUCCCUCGGUCAGUGCUCUACUUCACUGGAGAAGCUAUUGAAGAUGAUGACGAUGAUUAUGAUGAAGAAGGUGAAGAGGCAGAUGAUGAGGAGGGAGAAGAAGAAGCAGAUGAAGAAAAUGAUCCUGAUUAUGACCCAAAAAAGGAUCAAAACCCAGCAGAAUGCAAGCAGCAGUGAAGCAGUGUGUCUGUGGCCUUGAGGAUUACCUGCACUGUAAUAGCCUAAACACAACUAUUAGUUACUUACAGCCUUAUGUUUUGUAUCUUGGUAGAAUUAAGUAACCAAUUUGUUAAAAAAAAAGAAAUUGAACACUUAAGAACCAGUUUAAAAUGUAGGUUCAAUCUACCUAGCAUUUUAACAGUAUAAUUUUCUGCCAAUAUGUAGAAUGCAGUAAAUGCCCUAAAGCAUGAAUGUUAAUUCAUUGCUACAUAGUUUGGUUCUUGUGAAGUCUUUGUCAUGUAGCUAUUAGACUGCAGCUGUGAAGAUGAUCAGAACUGUUAACUGAGACCAAUAUUUGUUUAGAGAAAACUCUCUCCUGAAGAACCAACCAAAGUAUUUUUUCAGCCCAGUAGUCUGAACGGGUUUAAGUCUGCUUGCACUAGCUGUGCCUUCAUUACUUUGUUAUAGAAAUGGCAGUGACUUGUACUAACUAGAAGAUGAUGAUGCAUUUUAAAUUUGACUACUUGAGAAGACUAGUAUAACUUGUUUAAUUUCCCAACGAGACCACAUUAAGCAUUCAUAACUGUCAGCUUGUUUAUGCUAUUUUAUGUUUUGUAUUUUAUGUGACAUAGUGAUCUACAAAAGAAGCCUAGUCAUCAUAUUAAGGUUAUUGUUUACCGCAGGGGUGUGAAUAAAACCUAGUAUUUUAAGAAGCUAGUCUUGUUUUAUUACUUGUGUAUCUGCAUGUGUAAACUGGUAAUGCAUAUCUUACAUGCUGCAGUUCAUGUUUUACUAGACAUAAAAGCUGGUAAUUACUGAAAAGUAAAUUAUAUAGCAUUUGAAAAACAAACACAAUAGUUUGGAAAGUUUGAUCCAUACUUUGUACUUGCAGUGUGAUACUUGUGAAUCUGAGCUCAGUGUUUCAGUGAUUGGUCCACACUGCCAUUUUAGAGAAGACAAGUUCUUAGAAGUGGGGCUAGAUCUGAUAAAGGACUUCGCUAUUGCCGUGCCUGACUCUAAGGCAUUUGCCUAUUAGUAUGAAAUCUGGAGCAAAGUGCCUUGGAUUUUCAGUCUGUGUAGGCAGAGCUAGGUGGUCCUGAAGAGAACAUGCCCUGCAGCCAAAGAGAGUGCUGGAAACACAUGGCUGUGUUCUCAUUUGUCCUCACUGUAUUAAGCAUCUACGAGGAAACAAACCCAAAGAAAUUCUGUUUUCUUCACCUAAUGUUCUGUUCACUGUGCUUGUGUUUGCACGUUCUGGUUCAUACUUUGUCCAUAUUGGAUAUUUUUGUCAGUUGAAACACGUGGGCUAGAAGAUCGUUCUUGUCUUGUUCUGACCUUGCCUCUGGCUUAGCAGUGGAAGUGCUUGAUGAGAUGGGAUUUAAACAUACUGAACUGAAAGAGGCUAUUAACUGAUGUAUUCUGAGUUUUUCCAGUCAGUAGCAUGCUACUGUACUCUGUGUCUUGUCCUUCAUGCAGCUAUGUAAGUUCUGAUCUUCUAAGCAAGUAGAUAGCUUUUUCAGGGAUGGAAGGGUCCUGUAAGUGUUGGAAAGAAAUGUCCAGCUAGCCAUGGAUCUAUUUCUGCAGUAGCUGUGGCUUUUUUGUGCCACUUACACCUUUAGCCAUAAAGGUUUGAAAAGUGCAGGGCAUGCAGGAGGCAGCAACCACAUGAGGAUAGGGCUGGUGGAAGAGUUUCUGUAGCAUGUCUCUUGCCUGGAGGGUAAGUAAUAUAGAAUGAAGCUUAUCACAAGUGCCCUUCUAAAUCCUCAGCCCCCCUCAAGAAGAUGUGGGUCUAGUGUCCUCUGACUAAACUUGUUUUAGUUUUGUUACUGAUUUUUCUUUUUAACUCCUUGAAGGUUUAAAUACCACACUGCUUCCUUUUUGAGAAUAUCUGUCAGGUAUCAUCUGUCUCCUCUUCUGUAUCUGUGAACAACCACUCUGAGUAGCUAUGUGUUGAAGUAUAUAUGGUUGUUUUUUUUGUGGUAUGCUUAUCCUACGAGGCACUGACCCUGCCAAGUGUUUGAGUUUCACAUGGUCUCUUCUCUAAGCAUCUCCCAGAGUAAAGUUUAAACUUGAGGGCAUGUAGAGACCAAACUGAUGGUAUGUUCUGAGCUUGAGAAGUUGUGAAGAUGGGGCUUUGGGGUUCAUACUUCUGAAUAUGGGAAGUCUCUGAAGUCCUUACUUAGAUCUAGCCCAUUUUUGCUAACAGCAUCUGGUAGUUGUAUUUUAAAAAGAAAAGGAACUGUUCAAAAUUGUAAGUUUCAAAACUCACUAUUUAACAAAUUUGGCUUGCUCUUUGAUUACUUUCUCAUUUAAUACUUUAUAAAAUAAAAUGGGAUACAAUAUAUGAAAAGUGGAUUUGUUAGAUGUCAAAGUGCACCUGCAGCCUGCAAGAUCCAGGGUCAUGAAUAUAUGCUAUUGACAGAUUUUGGUAAGCUUCUCUCCGGAUUGACAUGCUAGUUCUAAAUCAGCAGUUCUUGUGCUCUCCAGACUGCAGCAAAAAGAAGAAGAAUAUAAAUGAGGUGCCAGUUCUUAUGGCAUUGGUUAAAUUAAAACUGUUCUGGUGCUUACUGUAGUUUUGUUAUCAAUGACACUCUUGUUUAGCAGUUCUGAAAGGCAGUAUGUAGCAGGAACAUUAAACUUUCAAGAUUGA
Messenger RNA from Oenanthe melanoleuca, 4015 nucleotides. RefSeq names its product nucleosome assembly protein 1 like 1 (gene NAP1L1). Lineage: Eukaryota; Metazoa; Chordata; Aves; Passeriformes; Muscicapidae. Bases 202 to 1383 code for a protein of 393 amino acids. The record is from RefSeq and is a predicted model, not a curated record. Gene Ontology annotation, biological process: nucleosome assembly. Gene Ontology annotation, cellular component: nucleus; chromatin. The transcript is spliced from 16 exons. Gene Ontology annotation, molecular function: histone binding; chromatin binding.